AUGGCUCGCGACCGUCUUGCCGCAAUGCGGGCACAACGCCAGGGAGGCGCACCGGGCAGCCCACCGCCUGCCGGAUUCGAGAUGGCGGCGCUCCAGGAGCCGAAUAGGAUAGCGCCUUCGAAUGGGUACGAGAAUGGGGGCGGAAAUGGGUAUGGCCAGGCGGUGAGCGCGGACCCUAACGCCGCGUUCUUCAACGAGGUGUCGUCGAUCCAGGACCAGCUGCGCGCAUUGGAUCAACACGUCGCCCGCAUCAGCGACUUGCAUGCCCGUACGCUCAACACUGCCGACGAGGCUGCAGGCCGGCAGAAUGAGGCGCUUUUGGAUGAGAGCGUCGCCGAGGCACGCGGACUCACGCAACGCAUCAAGACUGCUAUCUGGGAGAUUGAGAAGCAGCCGACACCGCCAGGCCAGAAUGCUAUGAUUCGCAAGAACCAGACGAAACUGUUGAGGGAGAAGUUCGUCGAGGCGCUGCAGAACUACCAGCGCGUCGAGCAAGACUACAGGCAACGGUACAAGCAGCGUGUUGAGCGGCAAUUCAAAAUUGUCAAACCCGAUGCCACGCCUGAGGAGGUUCGCGCCGUUGUGGAGAACGAUGGAGGAGGACAGGUGUUCCAGCAAGCGCUCAUGAACACGACCCGGUAUGACCAGUCAAGGAUGGCGUACCGUGAGGUGCAGGAGAGGCACGAAGAGAUCCAGAAGAUUGAGCGCACGCUUGCCGAGCUCGCGCAAAUAUUCAACGACAUGAGCAUUCUAGUCAACCAACAAGACGAGACGAUCAACGCGAUCGAGACUUCCGCACAACAGGUCGAAGGCGACACCGAAGCCGGCCUGCAACAGACGGAGAAAGCGGUUGUCCACGCUCGCGCGGCGCGUCGUAAGCGCUGGAUCUGCUUCGGUAUUUUCGUCUUCAUCGUCCUUGUGCUCGCCCUCGUGCUCGGCAUCUACUUCGGCACAGGCGCGAACAAGAAGUAA
This is a messenger RNA of Peniophora sp. CBMAI 1063, 972 nucleotides long. The record is from the annotation of a GenBank genome assembly. Lineage: Eukaryota; Fungi; Basidiomycota; Agaricomycetes; Russulales; Peniophoraceae.